AUGCCAUCGCGCACAUUCGACAUCCUCCCCUACGACGUGCUCGUUAUCAUAGUUUCCCAUGUCCCAGUCCUGGACUACUACGCCCUCAAACUAGCAGGCUGUCGGCCACUCACCGACUUUAUCCGAGAUGUCCUCUCGCGGAUCCCCAAAACACAGUAUCUAGAGGCCAUCCGGAGAGACGAUGCCCGCCGAAAAGGCAUCCCUGAGCACCAAGGCAGAAGACCGAUGGAAAUUCUAAUCGAGAGAGGUCGGCCAUAUCUGGUACUAGACCACACGCACAGAUACCCAGGGCGCUCAAACGAAUGCAAAGAGUACGAUGCGGGUCGAAGCCAGGUUAUUGUUGCUGUGGAGAACAGAUCAUUCUCGCCUGUUCUGCAUUGGGCCGCUCUUUACGGCCAAGAGGAGAUUGCACUGUUACUGAAGGACCGAGUGAAUCUCAGGGCAGCAUUCCGCAACCGCACGGCCCUGCAUUAUGCAGUGAUGGGCAACCAACUGAAGAUGGCACAGAUGCUGCUUGACCAUGGGGCAUACAUCAACGCCGCAGAUGACAAGGGGAAGACACCCCUCGCUCUCGCAGUUGAAUAUGGUGCAGAUGACGUGGCAGCUCUGCUCCAGUCGCAUGGGGGCCAAAGUGACUGGCCGACGAUACUCAGAACAGAGGAAUGGGCGCGUCCCAUUACCAACUGGAGAGAUGGAGAUCCAGACCCAGUGGUCUCGCUUGAUGCCUUCCAAACCCACCUGACAGAACAGAUGCUCAACGGCUGUUUUCAACUGAGGGCUUACCUGAAGCACUUCCAUCUCCGGCGAAUAGGGGACUUGGAGCAGAUGCGAUCACACCAAACUUGGGUCGUGCACCAGAGCUUAGGUAUGGAAGACACUCGUUUGAUUGAAUUCAUGCUCGACGAAGGCUGGGACGUUCACAAACACGACGACUGCUUCCUAAAUGCAUUGUACCUCGCGGCUGAAGCGAACAGGCUCCGAGCUGUGGAGAUUCUGCUCGAUCACGGAGCUGAUCCAACAAUGCUGGGCCCUCGUCCGGACUUUGUACCCCUCCAUGUCGCCAUAUAUUGUCAGAGGAGAGAAAUCGUUGACUUGAUGCUCUCGCGGGGGUUCUCACCCGACGUGCGGAAUGGAAAGGGAGAGACACUGCUUCACAAGAUGGUGCGAGAGCGCGCUUCUGGGAGCCAGUUCGACUAUGCAGUGGCCCAAGGUGUUGGCCUAAACCUAAAGGACUCCAUGGGAAACACACCCCUACGUCUCGCUGUACAUCUAGGCCCCCGUCACAGUGGGACCGAUGGCUGGGACGUCGUGGAAAACGCCGUUAAGCUAGGCGCCGACGUAAACAUAGCAAAUGACAAAGGGGUUACUCCAUUGUUGUCCGCCAUGAAACGGUUGAGAGAUGGCUACAUAGUCAAAUUCCUCCUUGACCACGGGGCAGAUGUGAACGUCGUGGACCGUGCGGGACGUGGUGCAUUUCACUACGGCAUAUCAAACUCUUACGGCGCCUUCCGUGAGUAUUUCAAGUUGUUGGUUGACCGCGGGGUGGAUAUCAAUCUACGAGAUGAAGACGGGUGUACUCCUCUCCAUACUGCAACUGAGGAUGCGAACUAUUGGUAUUCUGGGAUUACUCUUCUACCCCUAGGUGCAGAUGUCAACGCCCGGACCAAUGCAGGAGACACCCCCUUGCAUUGCCUUUUGCGUCGUCCGUCUAUAAAUGCCAAGCAAUACUCACUUUGCGGCAAGAUUCUCGAAUUCGGAGCGGAUGUCAACGCCAGGGAUGCAGCUGGCUUUUCACCACUACUUCUCUUCCUGAAGGCUUGUGUGGUAACCGAGGAUAGUGUAGAUUACUCGAAGAGAACCAUGGAGCUCUUACUGCGGUAUGGAGCGGGCUUGGAUGGUUUUGAUGAGGACGGAAUCUCCACGCAGGAUCUGUAUAUACGCUGGAAGAAACAAAUAGAGACGGUAGAGGGCAAAGUAUCCUCUCCUGCCGCAAUAGCAAUGAGAUAA
Aspergillus puulaauensis is the source of this 2007-nucleotide messenger RNA. RefSeq names its product ankyrin repeat domain-containing protein. The transcript has a single exon. Lineage: Eukaryota; Fungi; Ascomycota; Eurotiomycetes; Eurotiales; Aspergillaceae. Gene Ontology annotation, molecular function: protein binding. Bases 1 to 2007 code for a protein of 668 amino acids. The record is from RefSeq and is a predicted model, not a curated record.